GAAAAUGAAACAUGUUUACUAUUUGAUAACCACAGCGAAAAUAAUGAAAGGGUCAUAAUAUUUAGUACGAGAAACAACUUGAAGUUAUUAACAUGUGCAAAUACUUGGUACGCAGAUGGAAAUUUUGGAUUAGCCCCUAAAAAUUUUUCACAACUUUAUAUUAUAAGAAUUGAAAAAUAUAAUGAAUUCUUUACGGUUCUUUUCUGUAUACUUGAAAAAAAAAGUCAAUGCAUUUAUGAAAUAAUGUUUAAUGCUAUUUUAUCAAUCUGUGAAAAGAACAAUCUUUUUCCAGAUCCGCUAUAUAUAAAAGUAGAUUUUGAAAAAGCAGUAAUAAAUGCAGCAAAAAAUGUAUUAGGGGAACAUUUAAUAAUAAAUGGUUGUUUUUAUCAUCUAUGCCAGAGUACGCACAGAAAAUUAUCAGAAUUAGGAUUAAAAAAAAAAUAUCAAGAAGAUUACGAUUUUAAUGAAUUCUGUGGUAUGUUAGAUGGUUUGGCUUCUUUGCCACUAAAUAGGUUACAAGAAGGUGUUGACUAUUUAAAAUCAGUUAUUCCUCUUGGUGCCGAGGACUUAUUUCAAUAUUUUGAAGAAACUUACGUGAGUGGAACGAUACGUCGAAUAAAUAAGCAAAACACUCUACAUUUAACCGUUCGACGUUUUCCAGCAAUGUUUCCUCCGGAAACAUGGAAUGUUCACCAAACAACUCUUAAUAACAACCACCGAACCAAUAAUGUUUGUGAAUCAUGGAACAAUCGAUUUUGCCAUUUGGUUGGAGGAAAACACCCCUCGAUUUGGACUUUAAUUACCAAAAUAAAAAAUGAAAUGUGUGCAAAACUUGCUCUGUAA
Rhopalosiphum padi (bird cherry-oat aphid) is the source of this 843-nucleotide messenger RNA. RefSeq lists its product as uncharacterized. The transcript has a single exon. The record is from RefSeq and is a predicted model, not a curated record. Bases 244 to 843 code for a protein of 199 amino acids. Lineage: Eukaryota; Metazoa; Arthropoda; Insecta; Hemiptera; Aphididae.